This is a messenger RNA of Plasmopara halstedii, 318 nucleotides long. RefSeq lists its product as uncharacterized. Lineage: Eukaryota; Oomycota; Peronosporomycetes; Peronosporales; Peronosporaceae. Bases 1 to 318 code for a protein of 105 amino acids. The transcript is spliced from 2 exons. The record is from RefSeq and is a predicted model, not a curated record.
AUGAGCGAUUUUGUUCAAGGCAAAAAGCUGAAGGCUCUCAUUCAAAAUGAGUCGUUGGAUAAUGCAAGUGCUGAUUCAUUUGCGAAUUUAUUUCAGCAAGCGAUGGCGAAGAAUCGUGAGUAUGAGUAUGAUCAAAUCAAAAAAAAAAACUACAAGGGUCCCAAAGGGCCUCCUGAAGUCAUCAAAGGCGAAGCACAUGAGGCUCCUAAAGCAAAAUCACUCGACGAUUUCUAUAGCGGCAUACAUGACGUUGCCAAAAAGGCCAUCGGUACUCGAGCAUAUGUUAAGGCAAAAUUUUUUGGAACAGGUGGUGGAUAA